Suillus clintonianus is the source of this 1600-nucleotide messenger RNA. RefSeq lists its product as uncharacterized. Bases 145 to 1149 code for a protein of 334 amino acids. The record is from RefSeq and is a predicted model, not a curated record. The transcript is spliced from 7 exons. NCBI's taxonomy places the organism in Eukaryota, Fungi, Basidiomycota, Agaricomycetes, Boletales, Suillaceae.
AUACAGCCAUUGAGUCUAGCCCUGUGGGGCGUGCACCUCGGUUGCCCGGAUUCGGAUUGGUGAUACGAUGACCUAUAUAACGAUAUACAUGAAACUGGCGAAGAUGCACACGCCUUCGCACAUCUCCCAGGUUGUAGACUCGCCAUGGCUGGUAUCCCCCCGGAUACGGGCGCUUUAAUGUCAGCAGUGCUAGAAGGGAUUUUAUAUGGCUUUUCAGUCCUCAUGUUUAUGGGUACCAUAUGGGCCUUGACCUACAAGAGUCGCAUGCAGGACAUUAAUCGCCCAAUCGCUAUGGUGGCUAUCCUGCUGUUGUUAGUAAGCACCGUGCACAUGAUCGUGACCAUUAUUCGCGUCGAAAACGGAUUUGUGAAGUAUCGUGAUACUUGGCCAGGUGGGCCAGCGGCGUUCUUCGCAGACAUCACCGAAGAAACAUAUGUUAUCAAACACGCAUUAUACAUAUUCCAAACUGUAGUUGCUGAUGGGGUGAUGGUUUAUCGCUGCUAUGUUGUAUGGCAAUCCAUCCGCGUUAUCAUCUUACCAAGCAUGCUGUGGUGUGGCAUCGUAGUGACUGGCAUUCAUGCAGUCUACAGUGUUUCGCAAGCCAGUUCUAACCCCGGAGACGUCUUCGCUUCACAACUUACAAAGUGGAUCACGGCAUUCUUUGCUUCAACUAUCACAACUAAUUUGUUGUGUUCAGGAUUACUGGCGUAUCGCAUCUGGAUGACCGAACGCGCUGUCUCCCGAGUGCGUGCUACGAGUGGCACCAUGAUGCCAAUAGUGCGCAUACUUGUGGAUGCCGCUGUUUUAUACUCCAUAGUGCUUUUUAGCCUACUAAUUUGUUUCCUCUCCGGGAACAACGGAGAGGGAGUUUUGACGGACCUGGUUAUGCCCGUCAUAUCGAUUGCCUUCUACAUGGUGCUUAUUCGCAUCACAUUCAAUAGAAAAAAGCACAGUCACAUCUCGAAGGCCGUCUUUUCGACUCCUAGAGGGACUACAGGCUCUGGUGACACGGAACAGGGAAUCUUGCAGCAAUAUCCUAUGAAACCCUUGCAGGUGAAUGUGCCCAAAUUUACGCACGAAGACAGUCCGUUAGCGUACAGAGUGGACAAUGAAGACCAGCUAUCGCCAUGCAAGGUGGAGUCUCUUUGAAAGGACAUUCAUGCAGUGACACGGAGAUAAUGAUAGUUGCACUGCGGACAAUGGAUGACUGCCGAACGCGCACCGACUGGCUAGGUGGAGCUCAGGUGAAGGCUCAAGUGGAGUUCGCACAUGGGAUUCAUGCGAAUCACUUCGCGGAACGAAGAGUUCCAUCCUUACAUAUGGUAGAUAGGCCACCUCACCUCGCCAUACUUUCUUGCAACACUUGUUGAUAUUAUAUCAUAGGUGUUGAAGGAGAAUUCUCCGUGUGGUGCAGUUCGCCGCAGCUUACUCUCCAAUGUCGUGACAACGAAGAUUGCGCACACGUGGCAUAUUGCGAGUAUUCGUUUGGCAGCGCAGCGUUUCGUCAACUUGAAUCCAUCAGUCGGAAAGCUCAGCGCUAUUUUGAUUUACCUACACACUUGCAGCAUUUACAUUAACGUGGUCUACUCAAUGAGCUGAC